CGGGAUCGCUGCCGUUUCUCUGUUUCCUCUCACAGUUAUCUCCAGUUGUUGCGCGCGCCUCUCCCUGCGGGAAACAUGGCAGUUUAGCGGCUUGCAGCGGCAGAAAUCGCAGCGGCUGAUCGGCAGUGCAACGGUCAAGUGCACCGGCUCUAUUUGGCAAAAUGGCGUCUCUCGUGGUGAUCACCCACAGCUCUGCUGCAGUAGACAGCAUAAUCGCACCGUUCACCAGCUCACUAGAACCCCGUCACAAAGUCCCUCUGACCCACAGUCAUGUCUCUAAUGUUCCCGAUGUGUUUGGAGGAUGUGGGGUCCCUGCUCUUGGGACCCUCAUCUCUGAUGGCUGACCCCUUUGGGCCCCUUCUGGACGAUGAUGAGGAGAGUGCUCUAUCAGAGGGGUCUUCAUCGCCCCUGUCCUCUUCUUACGCUGACUCUUCCUCUCUCUCGCCCCUCUCUCCCUGUCCUCACGCUUCUGUAGGGUGUAAGUCAGAGCUGCUGUCGCUCUCCUGGCUUCCUGAGUCUGAGCUGCUCGGAGCACAAUCUGAGCCAGAGCAGAGAUAUGGUGAAGCAUUUUCUGGCAUGGAUUGGAUGACUGAGAAAUUAGACCUGAGCGACUUUGACCUGGAUUCUAUCAUCGGCUCAUGUGAUUCUGACCAGCCGCCCAGUUCUCAAGAAGAGCUGCUGGCUUGUUUGGACACCGAAAUGGACCUGGACCUCGAUUCCCUUCCAUUCAGCUCAUCAGACCCGGUCCUCACUCUGCCCACGCUCCCUCUCGAUCUUCCCCUCUCAGAACCGACAACUGACUCUGAAAAACCAGCAGAACUGGAGUCUGUAGAGAUCAAGUCCGAACCUCCGUCUCCAGUGCCGUCUCUCGAUUCUCCCGUUUCCUCGCCGUACACUCUCGAGUUGGGCGGUGUGCUCGAUGUGUCUGUGGUGAAGUCCUCCACGGUGCUCCAAUCUUCUGGAAUCAUGCUGAAUCUCGCUCCAUCCCACAUCCUGGUGGUCCUGACCCCUGAAGAGGAAGUAAGCGCUGGCGACUCGUCUGACAGCGACAGCGGAAUUUCAGUCUCCGGCUCCCCAGCUCACCAACAAGAACCUGUACCAUCACCUAAGUCCGAGGGCUCCUCCAGAACCAAACCAUACUCCAAACCCAACCCUGAUACAGCACCAGUCGGCACUAGCCGUGUGAAGACCGCGUCCGGCGCUCCUAAAGUGGAGAAGAAACUGAAGAAGAUGGAGCAGAACAAAACCGCAGCGACCCGGUAUCGACAGAAGAAACGGGUCGAGCACGAGAUCCUCAAUUCUGAAUGUGACGAGCUGGAGAAGAGAAACCGUGAGCUCUCGGACAAAGCCAAUUCCAUCAGUCGCGAGAUCCAGUACCUAAAAGGUCUCAUGGAGGAAGUUCGUGCUGCGAAAAACCGCAAGAAACCGAAGGUCAGCUCCGCCUGAGACGGACGGGAUCUAGUCCAGGAUGACAUCAGCUCUCACUUUAGGUUUAGAUGCAUCAUGUUAGCUCACUGAUGUUUGUUACUUGGAAAGUUGUCUGCACUAUUCACUAUUCACAUUUUUACUCUGAAUCGCUAAUCGUCCAGUAAGGGGCCUCACCAGUUGUUACACUGAAUCGUUUGCUGUUGUGCUUGUAAAUAAGCUUCACUUGUGCUAUUUUGCUCUAUUUAAAACUGGCUAAACAUGUUCAAUCUGUCAUGAUGGGGUGUGUUGGCUUGUACGAUUGCUUUGCCGUUUUCUAUUAAAGAUGCCAUUCAACUGAA
Xyrauchen texanus (razorback sucker) is the source of this 1766-nucleotide messenger RNA. It is a transcript of the gene atf4a, whose product is annotated as activating transcription factor 4a. Gene Ontology annotation, biological process: regulation of transcription by RNA polymerase II. Gene Ontology annotation, cellular component: nucleus; ATF1-ATF4 transcription factor complex; ATF4-CREB1 transcription factor complex. Gene Ontology annotation, molecular function: RNA polymerase II transcription regulatory region sequence-specific DNA binding; DNA-binding transcription activator activity, RNA polymerase II-specific. The transcript is spliced from 3 exons. Bases 271 to 1446 code for a protein of 391 amino acids. The record is from RefSeq and is a predicted model, not a curated record. NCBI's taxonomy places the organism in Eukaryota, Metazoa, Chordata, Actinopteri, Cypriniformes, Catostomidae.